AUGCGUCUAUUCGCAUUAUUCUCGGUCCUCCUUCUGGGGUUGAGCAACCUCGUCUCAGCAACCGAUAAUGGAAAGACAACCGAUGUCACCUGGGAUAAAUAUAGUCUCUCAGUGAAGGGGGAGAGAGUAUUUAUCUAUUCUGGCGAAUUUCAUUAUCAGCGUCUUCCGGUGCCGGAAUUGUGGUUGGAUGUUUUUCAGAAACUUCGUUCGAAUGGGUUUAAUGCUGUUUCGAUCUACUUUUUCUGGAGUUUCCACUCCGCCUCAGAAGAUGUAUUCGACUUUGAAAAUGGCGCCCACGAUAUCCAGCGCGUCUUCGACUACGCCAAACAAGCUGGUCUAUAUGUCAUAGCCCGAGCAGGACCAUACGUGAACGCAGAAACAUCAGCCGGCGGCUUCGCAUUAUGGGCAGCAAAUGGACAAAUGGGCAGUGAACGAACCAGCGCGGAAUCAUACUAUUCAAAAUGGUAUCCGUGGAUCAUCAAGGUGGGCGAAAUAAUUGCCAAAAAUCAGAUCACGAAUGGCGGACCGGUUAUCCUAAACCAGCACGAGAAUGAACUGCAAGAGACGACGCACAGCGCAGACAAUACUCUGGUCAAAUACAUGGAGCAAAUCGCUGACGCAUUUACCGAGGCCGGUAUCGUUGUGCCGAGCUCGCAUAAUGAGAAGGGCAUGCGCUCGAUGAGUUGGUCAACUGAUUACGAAGAUGUCGGUGGUGCGGUCAAUGUCUACGGAUUGGAUAGUUACCCCGGUGGAUUAUCGUGCACGAAUCCAGACUCCGGGUUCAAUCUCGUUCGAACUUACUACCAAUGGUUCCAGAACUACUCCUACACCCAACCCGAGUAUCUGCCGGAAUUCGAGGGAGGCUGGUUUCAGCCUUGGGGUGGGUAUUUCUAUGAUACAUGUGCCGCGGAACAAUCGCCCGAAUUCGCGGACGUUUAUUACAAGAAUAAUAUCGGGUCUCGUGUUACGCUGCAGAAUCUUUAUAUGGUUUUUGGCGGGACGAAUUGGGGACAUAGUGCCACGCCGGUGGUUUAUACUUCUUACGAUUAUGCGGCGCCGUUGAGGGAGACGAGGGAGGUUAGGGAUAAACUUAAGCAGACGAAGCUUCUUGGUUUGUUUACGCGGGUUUCGGGUGAUUUGUUGAAGACGGAUAUGGAAGGAAAUGGGACGGGGUAUACUAGCGAUGCGAGUAUUUUCACUUGGGCUCUGAGGAAUCCUUCGACGAAGGCUGGAUUCUAUGUUCUUGCGCAUUCUAAGAGUUCGUCGAGGGAUGUGACGAGUACAUCUUUGAAUGUCAAUACUACGGCUGGCGCUAUUAUCAUCCCAGACAUCGAGCUGGCUGGUCGACAGAGCAAGAUCAUAGUCACAGACUACACAAUCGGCAAAGCAUCCAGCCUCCUCUACUCAUCCGCCGAGGUUCUGACCUACGCGACUCUCGACGUCGACGUGAUCGUGUUCUACUUGAACAUCGGCCAGCAAGGAACAUUUGUGUUCAAGGACGCUACUAAAGGGUUGACAUUCCACGCAUACGGUAACUCGAAUGUGACCUCGUCAUCAUCAGAGCAUGGCACGAAGUAUACCUACACGCAAGGCGAUGGGUCGACAGUGGUCAAAUUCUCUAAUGGAAACCUGGUCUACCUGCUUGACAAGGAAACAGCGUGGAACUUCUUCGCUAUCCCGACGAGUUCCAAUCCGAAUGUUUCGCCAAGUAGGCAGAUUUUGGCUCUGGGCCCGUACUUGGUUCGGUCUGCUUCUAUCGAGAAGGAUACUGUUAGUCUGAUCGGUGAUAAUGCGAACACUACAUCCCUAGAAGUCUACCCCGGAAAUUCAAAAGUCACAAAGAUAAAAUGGAACGGAAAAUCUGUCUCGACAAAGAAAACCGCAUACGGCAGCUUAAUCGCUUCAGCAUCCGGAGCCGAGAAGGCAAAAGUCUCACUGCCAGUUCUCAAAUCCUGGCGCUCACAGGAUACACUCCCCGAAAUCAAGCGCACCUACGACGACUCCCGCUGGACAAUCUGCAACAAGUCGACGACCGUGAAUGCGGUCGCACCACUCUCCCUCCCGGUUCUUUACUCCGGCGACUACGGCUACCACUCUGGAACGAAGGUCUACCGCGGCCGAUUCAACGGACGCACCGCAACAGGCGCGAACAUCACUGUCCAGAAUGGCGUGGCAGCCGGCUGGGCGGCUUGGUUGAACGGGGAAUAUGUUGGUGGUGCAUUGGGAAGUCCGAGUCUCGCGACAACAUUUGCAGAACUGGAAUUCGAUACUUCCUCGCUUGUUGAGAAGGACAAUGUCCUCACUAUCGUGACGGAUUAUACUGGUCACGACGAGAAUAACGUCAAGCCGGCCGGAACGCAGAAUCCGCGCGGGAUAUUGGGAGCCAUACUCACCGGCAGCGACAACGAUAAUUUCACAUCCUGGCGCAUCCAAGGAAAUGCGGGUGGAGAGUCGAAUAUCGACCCCGUCCGCGGAUCCCAGAAUGAAGGAGGCUUAUACGGCGAACGUCUUGGCUGGCAUUUACCCGGAUAUACCGCCCCCAAGAGUGCGGGCAAGGAAACCCCACUGGACGGGGUAUCCAAUGCGGCGGGUCGCUUCUACACAACGACCUUCAAGCUGAAUCUGGAUAAAGAUCUAGACGUGCCGAUUGGACUGCAACUGGGUGCGGCAGCGAAUACAUCGGCGGUGGUGCAGAUCUUCAUGAAUGGGUACCAAUUUGGACACUACCUCCCGCAUAUUGGGCCGCAGACACUAUUCCCGUUCCCGCCGGGGAUCAUCAAUAACCGUGGGGAGAAUAGUUUGGCAAUUAGUCUUUGGGCAUUGUCGGAUGUGGGGGCUCAGUUGGAUCGGGUUGAAUUGGUGGCGUAUGAGAAGUAUCGGAGUGGGUUUGACUUUGAUCGGGAUUGGAGUUAUUUGCAGCCGAAGUGGAGGAAUAAUCGGGGGAAGUACGUGUAG
Messenger RNA from Penicillium waksmanii, 2955 nucleotides. Its product is annotated as glycoside hydrolase family 35 protein. The record is from RefSeq and is a predicted model, not a curated record. The transcript has 4 exons. Gene Ontology annotation, biological process: carbohydrate metabolic process. Lineage: Eukaryota; Fungi; Ascomycota; Eurotiomycetes; Eurotiales; Aspergillaceae. Bases 1 to 2955 code for a protein of 984 amino acids. Gene Ontology annotation, cellular component: vacuole. Gene Ontology annotation, molecular function: beta-galactosidase activity.